AUGCAGCUGCUCACCACCGACCUCGACCAGCUGCAGGAGAGGGUUUGCCGUCGAAGAUGUCCUUCCCUGGGUGAACUGACGUGCCACCGCGUCCAGGGCCUUCCGAAGGCAGCACCCGAUUGCCGCCCCGCCGACCAAUACGCCUACGCCACCGGCAAGGACCCGCUCAUCACCGACACUGACGUCCUCUGCGUACCGCUGGGUGGCAACGCUUCUUCGGCGGUCUUCAGCUCAGGCCCCGUCCUGCCCAUUCUCAUCUUCCUCUACACGCUCAACCAGAUGGCC
Molecule: messenger RNA, 285 nt
Organism: Mesorhabditis spiculigera
Lineage: Eukaryota; Metazoa; Nematoda; Chromadorea; Rhabditida; Rhabditidae
Source: the annotation of a GenBank genome assembly